CUCAGCUCCACGCGGCAUCUGAAGGUCUGUCCGCAGCGAAACAGUUGCGUCUCCAUCUGGCUGCCAACCCACCCAAGCUUUCUUCUCCUCCACCGCCGCCACCUUCCCUCCUCCCCGCUCCUUCCCCUCCUUUCCAUCUUCCCUCUCCACCCCCGCCCCCAAUCUCCUCCUCUUUUUCUCACUAAAAACGGUUGCUGCUGCUGAAGCCGAGCGUCACUUGGGCUCCCACCGCAGACAUGGCGACAUUGACAGUGGUCCAGCCGCUCACUCUGGACAGAGAUGUUGCCAGAGCCAUUGAAUUACUGGAAAAACUACAGGAAUCCGGAGAAGUCCCAGUGCACAAGCUACAAUCCCUUAAGAAAGUGCUUCAGAGUGAGUUCUGUACUGCUAUUCGAGAGGUGUAUCAAUAUAUGCAUGAAACGAUAACUGUUAAUGGCUGUCCCGAAUUCCGUGCCAGGGCCACAGCAAAGGCAACAGUUGCAGCUUUUGCUGCUAGUGAAGGCCACUCCCACCCUCGGGUAGUCGAACUGCCAAAGACUGAUGAAGGCCUUGGUUUUAACGUGAUGGGAGGAAAGGAGCAAAAUUCUCCCAUUUAUAUCUCUCGCAUCAUUCCUGGAGGGGUGGCCGAAAGACACGGAGGCCUCAAAAGAGGAGACCAGCUGCUAUCAGUGAAUGGAGUGAGUGUAGAAGGCGAACACCAUGAGAAAGCUGUGGAACUCCUCAAGGCUGCUAAGGACAGCGUCAAGCUGGUGGUGCGGUACACCCCGAAAGUCCUGGAAGAAAUGGAGGCUCGCUUUGAGAAGCUACGGACAGCCCGGCGUCGGCAGCAGCAGCAACUGCUAAUUCAGCAGCAGCAACAGCAGCAGCAGCAACAAGCGCAGCAAAACCACAUGUCAUAGGUCCUUGAAGUGAAGCUACUUGAUCAAACAUCCGAUAGUCACAAAUUUGAAACCGUGCUUCUGAAUCCCAGCACAUAGUAAAAAGAAAAGACAACACUGAUAAUUAUACCUGUCAAGAAGCUGUGAACGCGUGGUGUAUAAAUUCUUUACCAAGGCAACUCGACACCUUCUUUAUCUGGGCUGAACCCGGGCUGCUCGCUGCUCUUCACACACACAGACCUUCCAUUCACUGCAGUGGGAAUUCUGUGUGCCAGUGGAGAGGUUUUCCAGUCUGCAGACUGAAACCGUGUAAGAAUAAAGUCCAUGACUUUCAGAU
Molecule: messenger RNA, 1215 nt
Organism: Myotis lucifugus (little brown bat)
Lineage: Eukaryota; Metazoa; Chordata; Mammalia; Chiroptera; Vespertilionidae
Gene: LIN7A
Product: lin-7 homolog A, crumbs cell polarity complex component
Exons: 6
Coding region: 237-899 (220 amino acids)
Biological process (GO): maintenance of epithelial cell apical/basal polarity; protein localization to basolateral plasma membrane; neurotransmitter secretion
Cellular component (GO): MPP7-DLG1-LIN7 complex; cell-cell junction; basolateral plasma membrane
Molecular function (GO): L27 domain binding
Source: RefSeq, a predicted model, not a curated record